Syzygium oleosum is the source of this 4191-nucleotide messenger RNA. Its product is annotated as probable methyltransferase At1g29790. NCBI's taxonomy places the organism in Eukaryota, Viridiplantae, Streptophyta, Magnoliopsida, Myrtales, Myrtaceae. The transcript has a single exon. The record is from RefSeq and is a predicted model, not a curated record. Gene Ontology annotation, molecular function: methyltransferase activity. Bases 260 to 1402 code for a protein of 380 amino acids.
GUCAACCCAGACAAGUGAAGUUGAAGUUGAAGUGAAGUGAAGUGAAGAUUAGAGAGCAGCUCAAAGACCAAAGCAAGAACACCCAGAAUCAAGAUCAAGAACAAGAACAAGACCCAGAAUCAAGAUCAAGAUCAAGAACAGGAGUAACAGAGAGACAGAUCAAGAUCAGGUCAAGAUCAAGAUCAAGAACAAGAUCAAGAACAAUAACAAGAUCAAGAACAGGAGCAGCAGAGAGAGAGAGAAAGAGAGAGAGAGAGAGAUGGGAUUCACAAUGGGGCUGAACCUGGUGCUGCUGAUGGCCAUGGUGGCCACCAACAUCCUCUCCCUCUACCACCUCUCCACCACCGUCCAGUCCCCCAAGGCCCCCACCCCGCAGCCCGUCCCCGACCACCUGCUCCACCAGCUCCACACCAUACGCGCCACCAUCAACCACCUCACGCGCCUCCAGCCCCCCUCCGCGCCUUCCGCCUCCGCCGCCGCGAACCCCGGCUCCGCCAUCCCCUCCGAUCUGCUCCUCCACUCCCAGCUCUCCCCCAUUGCCUCCGCCUGCCACGGCUACCCGGACCUCCUCCACCGGUUCAUGAACUACACCCCCUUCUCCCUCUGCCCCCACGACCCGGACCUUGCCGAGGCCCUGAUCCUCCGCGGCUGCCACCCCCUCCCCCGCCGCCGCUGCUUCUCCCGCACCCCGCCGAAGCCUGCCGCCGCCGCCGCCUCCUCGUUACCGCAUAACCCCUUCCCUCCUGCCCUCCCGGACAGCAAUGUCAUCUGGGCCAAGUACUCCUGCAAGAGCUUCUCUUGCCUCAAUCACUACAACCCCAACCUGGGGUUUGACACCUCCCAUGAAUCCUCAAAAUUCACCACCUACACAUCUGAGCUGGAUCUCCCUGUUUCGCAGUUGCUUCAGAUUGCUAAGUCUGCUGGUUCGGUCCUUAGGCUCGGGAUCGACAUCGGUGGCGGCACGGGCACUUUUGCUGCCACCAUGAAGAUGCACAAUGUGACCGUUGUCACCACCACCAUGAACCUUGGCGCACCUUACAAUGAGGCAGCCGCACUUCGGGGGCUCGUGCCCUUGCAUGUCCCGCUGCAGCAGCGGCUGCCGGUGUUCGACGGGGUGGUGGAUCUGGUCCGGUGCGGGCACGCGGUGAACCGGUGGAUACCGGAGACAGUGCUCGAGUUCAUGCUGUUCGAUAUCGAUCGGGUGUUGAGGGCCGGUGGUUACUUGUGGUUGGAUCACUUCUUCGGCAAAGGGGUGAGUAUAGAGAAGGUCUACAAGCCCUUGAUCGGGAAGCUUGGGUAUAAGAAGGUGAAGUGGGCGACAGCGAAUAAGACGGACUCGAGCGGGUUGAAGAAUGGGGAGGUUUAUUUGACUGCCCUGUUGCAGAAGCCUGUCACAAAAUGAAGAACAAGUCAUGGAAACACAGGUAAAUUUCUCUUCCUUUUAUGUCAUUUUGAAUGUAUUGACUGGCCGUCUUUGCAUAGCGAUUGGAGUGCAUUGGAUUGAUUUAAUCUGCAAUUACUGCCAUUGAUCUUUGUAUUGUCCACAUAUGGUUAGUGAUUGCCUCAGUCAUUGUUAUGGUACUCUGGUUAAGUAGAGAUGAUCUGAGCUAUAAUCAUGCCACAAUUUGCUGCAAUAUCACCUUAAUGCGCUCUUGAAUUGUUCCAAAAGUGAUCAAACAAGUACAUCUUCUUCAGUCGCACUCUAUCCUAAGAUUGUAAAUAUCGUACUAAUGAGUAUGUCUUGGUUGUAAGAAGGCAAACCAAACAUAUGGUUUCGCUGUCAUUUCUGAGAUGUAUUGCUAAAUCUGUAUUCUAUGGUUCAUCAAAAUCAUGAUGAAAUGUAGACAAAACAACAAGAAGUAUGAAGUAUGAAAAGCCACUUUUUAUUCCUUUAUGAGGAGGAGGAAACUUAAGUAUUAAAGGUGGCAAGCCAUGCUCGCCUGUGGAAUAAUUCUGAUGAAUCGGUUGUAAGAAAAGAAAUCAAAUCACCUGUGUCCCAUCCACGCAGCUAGACCAUUGUUGAAGGGAGUAAAACAGGAUUGUUUACUUGGUCUCCGGUCUAAAAGAUUAUUGUAUGUGAAAUGACCACCUCUAGUCCAUCCAACACUCUGACUAGACCCUGCUCUGUUCAGACUGUCCUCCUGUAUUUGAUAGACAUAAGAGCAAUUACGACUCAUAAAAUUGCCAGUGUAGUUGAGAGUCAUUAACUGAUAUUUCUGCUAGUUUGCAAAAGAAGCAUUACAAUUCAUCCCCUUCAUUGGAGAUUACCACCUCGAGCUGCCUUAAAAACAUUAUCAACUCUAGCAUUCUUAGUCAUUCCGAAGUUUUUCACAUUCAAGAUGCUACCAAAUUGUUCUAGAUAUUCAGCAGAAGAUGCCACCUUUUGAUCUCUCACGAUGUUUAGCUUCCUUCCUAAACCUUCUCUGUGUCACGUAAUCCCACUUAACAAUUCCCAUAUAUUAAGGUGGUGAACUUCGAAAACACUCAUGUCCAUAGCAUAUCUUUAGUUCCUGUUUCCUCAAAUAGUCCUCCAUCUGAUGCAUGUUGUUUUUCUUCAGGAAGUAAUGAAUAAUGAAGCACUUCCUGUCUUUUUCUCUGUGUUUCUAUUUCAUUUGAGUAUUUUGGUGUCCUCAUUUGGUAUUUUGCACUGACCAAAAUUCCCCAGAAACAGUUUAGCUCUUUUUAAUGCUAUGAUAGGAAUCCUUAAAGACAUAACGUAGUUAGGGAUUGAUAUAACAUCAGGCAAACUAUAAGGGAGCUAGGACACAAUGUUAGGAAACUUCCUUGCUUGAAAAUUUUCCCUAAAACAAACAUCUUUUUCACGUGAAGACACAGGAGAAAUGUCAUUUUCACAUGAACACACAGGAGAAGAGGGACCAUAGUCUUUAAACACAAGACUACCAAAAACAGUAACAACACAGUAGGGAAGUUGAGAGGUAGCUGUCAUCAGACAAAAGUAGAAGAAUAAAUCAAUACAAAAUGAUUUCGUUCACAAGUGAUUAAGUAAUUCUCCUCUAUGAUGGACCUCUAUUUAAAGAUAAACACUUAAAUAUAUUCCACAAAUUUGCUACCAGAUACAUGAAAUGCUUUUGUCAUGCUGAAGCGGAAUGUUGCAAUCCAACUUUAUGCGUUCCUUUGAAUAAUAUUAUCAGAACAACACAGAAAGUGAAAAUUCCCAGCCUUGAUGAGGUUUUGAUUUCAAACUUUCAGUCCAUUUCACUGCAUCACCUUUUAUCGAAAUGGUGACUUAAAUUUGCAAGUUUAGUGGUCAAAGAUUGCAUACUCUUGCCAGGUUGGAGUUCAUGUUAUGGAUUUCCCUCUCUGUUUUAUCUGUAUGUCAAUUUCUGUAGAUUGUCAAAGUGCCUCAUAUUUGAGGAAGCAUUCGAGAGCCAAUGUCUUCAAUUGGCAUCAGUUUUGUGUGUCUGUAGCAUUGUGGUCGGCAUAAUGUCUCAAAUAAUUCUCAUGGGGUCUGAGUAACGUUGUCGUGCUUUAUCAUGUAUAACCAAAAUAUGCUUGUUGGAAUGUGGUCCCCUAGAGUAAACCGUUUCAGCUAAUAAAAAAUAUGGAGCUCUCUUCAUUCUGUGUGAGAAUUAUGAGCCAAAUGGGCAUUAUAGGUAGCAAUAGGGGCUGAUUUUGUCUGUGCGUGUGUUGAACUCUAGAUCUAUAGUGCUGAGAGUUAAGCCAAAUGCAGCUUUCCACUUCGCUGAAUUCUUGGUUCUAUUCGACACUAUUCGACCUAGUAGUGGACAAUCAGUUUAGUCCUUUGGUUCCUAUUUUCUUGACAAAAUCUCUCAUUCCCAUUCUGAUAAUCCAUUGCAUCCUCCUGUCCUUUUUUUCAGGAAUCACAUCGAGAUUAUGAAAGUUCUGAUGGAAAAACAAGAAAUUCCACAAAAGAUUCGGACUCGGUCAAAGAUUGACUCCUCUCCCGCCUGGUGUGACGAAGAUUUAUUCCUUUCUAUUACUUAAAAAUAAGGAUUCGGAGCAACUACACAGAAACAAGAUGGGAACUUGUAAAGGGGUGUCGAAGGCAUUGUAGUUCUAGGGACAGCGUGAACAAGGCGAAUCGCCAUUAUUUCUUCCGUGUUCUUGUUUUUUUUGCUGUAACAAUCAUUGGGCAAUAAGUAUGCAAAAGGAAAUUAUUCGAUCUGUUCAUGCAUAUAUGGAAGUACUUCAAAAGAAGGUUUCUUUGUA